AUGAAUCGCUUUUUACGACUUUUACGUCCUAUUUCUGCAAGCAUUGAUGCCAUUUGUAAUGUUAAACACCGUACAAACCUUGGCUACAAAAGAGAGAAAAAUCCAUCUAUUUAUAAGUCGACUUUUAAAGUUUCCGUGCGCCAAAUAUCGUCGGUAAACAAGUUCGGCGAAAAUGAUCGCGAUAGUCUAUACGAUCGUUUUUCGAUAUUGGGAUUUCUUGCACCCAUCUUUGCAUUUUCAAUUACAAAGUUGGUUGCAGGAGAAAACGAGCAGGAUGAGGAUGAUUCAACAUGGCAUAAAGAUAAUUUGAAACGGAAUAAAAUCGGAAAGUUUAGUCGGACAAGCUCAGUGUCAACAUUUCAAAAAAUGAAGUGCAUCAGGUCGGCGAAAAGACAGCUAGAGUUUCAAGACAAAACAGAUGAAGAAAGCGAAAUAUGUUUGACACGGAAAAGGACUGUGAGUAAAACAAUUUUAGUUUAUAGAACAAGAAGCUAAGCACUGAAGUUUAAGUAAACAAUAUACUCUGUCAGAGCGUUUCUAAUAUAAAUACUGUAUGAUUUAUUUAAAAUAUAGAAAGCAAACUCUGAAAUUACAUCUUAUUCUCAGUCACUUGAUGGUUGUCGUAUUUUUGACCUGAAGAUUUUAAGAAAUACUCUUUCAAGUUGCAGUACAUGCCUAAAAGGUUAGUUACCAAAAAUUAAAUUAUGAUCACUUUUGUCAAAAUAAAAUGCAAGGAAACUGAAUGAGUAAGUCAUGUAUUAAUAUUAUUCUGCAAUAAUAUGACUAUUUUCUUUCAGGUCCAUUGUCAUUUAGCAAUAUAUUAAAGGAAGAUACUGUUGGUCUUGCAAGUGUGUUCAAAAUCAAAUGCCAUGUUUGUGGUGCCAUAAACCAUCUUGAAACUUCUCCAACCCACAGAUCAGGUAAACGUGGAAAACCAACAUUCAAUAUUAACUCCCAAGCUGCACUAGGAUGUCUUCACACUGGAAUUGGUAAUACACACUUGAAUAAUCUGCUGUCAACAAUGAACAUUCCAACCAUGAACCAUUCGACAUUCAAAGCACGGGAACGAGAAGUGGGAAAAACUGUUGAAAAUGUUGCCCAAAUAAGCUGCAAAGAAAAUAUGAACAUGGAAAUGAAUGAUGCUGUGGUGGAUGGAGCAGAACCUGAUGGUAAUGGUUUAAUUGGCAUACCAGUGUCUUAUGACAUGGGCUGGCAGAAGAGGGGGAAGGGACAUAAUUCACUUACAGGACAAGGGAUGGCUAUGGGACUGAAAACUGGAAAGGUGUUGGCUUAUGCCACAAGAUGCAAAUACUGCCGAAUAUGCCAAAAUGCAAAAAAAAAUGGCAAAAGUCCACGAAAACACGACUGCAGAAAGAACCAUACCGGUUCAUCAAAAGCAAUGGAACCUGAUGUGGCAUGUGAACUUUGGAAUGCUGCGCCAAAACAAAACUUAAAGUUUUCAACCUAUGUUGGGGAUGACGAUACUACCACACUUAGCCACCUAAAUCAGAAUGUGCCAUAUGGGGUCGAGAAAUGGUCAGACAUUGUGCAUGCUAAACGUUCAUUAACAACAAGAUUAUAUAAUCUUUCUAGCCGCUGUAAAUUCCCAAAUUCAUCUACUCUGAGUCAGAAAGUGAUCAACUAUCUGGCAAAAUGCUUUUCGUAUUGCAUAGCCCAAAAUAAAGAUGUGGAAAGUUUACAGAAAGCAUUAAAAUGCAUAGUUCCACAUGCAUUUGGUGACCACAAAAAUUGUAAAGAAACAUUGUGUGGUUUCAAGAAGGAACCUUUGACAUAUAAACACAAGGAUCUCCCACGUCAUAAAGAUUUGCAAGGUGAACAGUUAAAAAGUGCACUUACUUCUUUACUUGAUGAAUAUACAACUGAAACUGUUGUUAAGAAACUUGUACCAUUUGCAAAUUCCCAACGUAAUGAAGCACUCAAUAGCAUCGUAGGAAGCAAAAACCCAAAAAUAAGGUUUUACGGUAGCAGUGAGAGCAGUGACUUUCGGGUUGCUUGUGCUGUAGCACAAAAGAACAUCGGGUACAGUUACAUCAACAGUACACUAAACCAUCUUGGUAUAGAGCCAGGGAAUAUCUGUAUCACACACAACAGUAAACUAGACAAAAAAAGGGAGAAAGAUAAUUACCGCAAAUCAUUAAAAACCUGCAAAGUAAGACGUCAUCUCCUUCAAAAUGAACGGAUAACAAAAAAUACCAAAAAUGAAGUUAAAGAAGGCAAAACAUAUGAAACUGGUAUUGGUCUUAAUUUGUCAACAGAAAACACACCAGGUCUUGCAAAUAUUGAAUCAAAUGCAAAUGAUCACCAGUUAGAAAAGUUAUUCAAAACAAUUACUAAAAAACAAUGUGAGGAAUUUGACAAGCUUGUUCCACAUUGUAUGGAAAGGCCGCAGGUAGUAUAUAAAACUUACAGCCAAACAAUGCCCUACCAGUUUAUAAUAUUUGACUUGGAGACUUCAGACACUGGUUCAAAGGCAGAAAUAUGUCAACUAUCUGCGAUCACUCAAACUGGUUCCAUGUACUCCUCUUACAUUAUGCCUAAAAGUAACAUAAGUCCUGGGGCAUCUAGAGUGAAUAAUCUUACCGUUGAAAAUAUAAAUGGAACAAGAUCAUUGUGUAAAAACUCUGUUCCUGUUGCAGCAAUGUCCCUUGAAAACGCCUUGUCAAGCUUCAUCAAAUUUAUACAACAAGUUUGUUCCAUCAAUUCCUGCGGUACUCAAUCUAUACCAGUUCUUAUUGGCCACAAUGCAGCUGUCUUUGACGUUCCAGUACUUUUACGAAAUUCGGGGAAAUUAUACGAUGAACAGCUUGAUCAGAUCAAUGUCAAUUUUGGUGACAGCUUACCACUUAUCAAGUCUUUAAUUCAAAGCCAGUAUGCCCCUCUGAAGUUGACAAAUGGGGAUUACUGUCGUGCAAAUAUAAGUAGUGGUUAUCAGUGCUUGUUUAAAGACGAGUUCAACUCCCACGAUGCCUUAGAGGAUGUCAAAGCUCUUCGAAAUAUAUUAUUCAGUCCUGAACUAGCAAUUGACAUCAGAACUAUAGUCAACGGCAGCCAAAUACAAACAGUUCGUGAUGCGAGAAUGGACUUGGAUUACAUAGACAAACGACUCGAGUUUUUCCAAACGUUUGUAGGAGGUUUAUAUUGUCCACAAGCAAGUGAAAGUCCAAUCACACGCAGCAUGACUUUAAAAAUCGCUGGUUCUGACUUGUCUUACAAAGACUUUUGUUGUUUGCAUAGAUAUCUUAUAUACACUAGAUAGUGCAUCUAAUUAUUCUGAAAUUCAAAAAUUGAAGCCGUGAUUGCAGUCUCAGGUCGUUCCCAUAAUAUGAGAAGAUUCGUAUGUUUUCUAUUUCUUAAACAGGGAACCUAAACAUUAAGUUAACCGUAUUCCAAAUACGUUUUUAAACUAUUCAAGUGAUGAAAGUUAUUGUUGUUUUUAAGCGUUUAUUAGCAAGUGGGAACGACCAACAUGGCCGCCAUCUGUUCAAAUGGGGGUAACCGCUGGAAUAUUCUUGGCUUCAAUUUUACUAAAAGAGAUGCGCUAUCUAGUGCAUAUAAAAUAUCUAUGGUUGUUUGUACCAAACAUUCGGUGAUGCUGGCGUCGUUGGAAUAUUAUCAAGAGUGCAUUAUUGUCAACAACAACCAAAGUGUAUGCGAUCCGGUGACAAGAAACCACGAGUAACGAAUCAUAAAAGGAUUCUCAAAAACAUUUUACUGCACUUUAAAUCGAAGUACGGAUAUAAAACUCACGAUCAAGAACAACAAUAAAAUCCCCAUGCCGUUUCUUCAAACGUUGCGUGUUUUGUUCGGUCGCGUGAACUUGCGCCUGCGAAUACAUGUACUCGCAUGUCAAUUCAUUGAUCCUGCAGAAGGCAAAAAACUUUGGCCGCGCCGAAUGUAGACAUACAAAACCUUGAUUAUUGAGAAGACGACUUCGGUAAGGUACCCUGAAAUUUUGCAUAGAAAUAGAUAUAUACUCGCUAAGUGUAAUAAUACAAUAUCUCAAAAAUCUGCAAUGCGAAAUUUUAUUAAAAGGCAAUUUUCAAUUCUGCAAAUUUGGCAUUACAGAUUUUUUUUAAACUUUCACACAAGCUUCAUUGAAAGAAAUAAAAACGAUUACCUAUUUAAAAAAUGGGGGUCACCGACCUCAUUUCUGAAAUAAACGCCCGUAUUUGCCAUAUUUUCGAAUGUUUGCAUGCGUAUUGUUGCCAUAGCAACAGAGCAAACUCGCGCAUAUUAAUUCUUAAUCAAUUCGGUAUUCUUUACUAGCCUCCUCCGCAGGCAACUGUGUAGUUCUGCAACGUUAUUAACCAUAAAAGAUUUAUCAGGAACGUAGAAAAUACAAGGAAAUACUAGUUCUGAAAUACGAUAUCAUAUUAAUAAACACUGGAGCGUAAAUUAAAAAGGCCUGGAGCGGAAAAAUAGGGAGGCGGGAAAGGGGCAGGGCGAGAAAAGCGAAGGAGGAAGGAAGGAGAGUUGCCUGCCAAAAAUCGACAUAUACAAUGAGAUCUGCGCAUAUAGCCCGCGCACGCAAUUUCAAUCCUAGUAGGAGUGGAGUAGGGAUAAAAUGUAACGACUUGGCAGGGGAGAGUAAAGUCGCAAAGUGAAACCUAAAAUAUGGCGGACAAAUGUUCUGAUACUGAUAUGUGGUUUUUAGUAAACGCGUUAGAAAAGCUGUCUUCCGAUCCCCCAUUGUGGCCUGAUACAGCCAAAAACUUUACAGUUACAUGGCGUAAUGAAAACUUAGCGGUUCAAGCUAGUUCACCGUUUGAAUCAGCGACGAAGUUUGCGUUUUGUUUAAACGAAUUUGGAUAUUUAUCAUCGGAUUCUGUUAUGUCAUCCGAAAUCGAAGUUCUGGAUGAAAACAGCGAUAAGUAUAUUUAUAAUGUUAUCCUACAUGAUAAAAUACCAUCUAUUGAAUUGAAUUUUGUGUUAAAAAACACCACAUCUCGUUACGAUUUGAAUGAUGACCCUUCAAGUACGGUGAACACACCAAGAACACGAAGUAUUGUUGAUUUAGAAAGGGACGAACUUAUAGACAAUACUUUGAAGCACUAUUUUGGUUUUACUGGGUUUCGCCCUUUACAAAGGGAAACAAUAGUUGCCACAAUGAAAGGCGAUGACGUUUUAACCAUUGUGGGGACAGGUGGUGGUAAAUCUUUGACUUAUCUCUUGCCUGCUGUUAUAUCCGAAAAGACAACGUUUGUUAUUGCUCCUACAAAGUGACUUAUAGAUGACAUAAUUGAUUCAUGUGGACGUUUGAAGAUUUCCUCGUGUAAAUUUACUGGGGACAUCCCGAAGGAAGUACGAGAGAGUCAGCUGCUUAACUUACCAAAAUUUAAAGUUGUUGUGGUUACUCCUGGAAUGCUGGAAGAGGGUGAACUUAUUAAUGCGUUAUAUCAGUUGAUUGAGAAAGAGAAGCUUGAAAGAAUUGUGUUUGAUGAGGCACAUACUAUUGUCAGUUGGGGAAAUACAUUUCGCCCUGUUUAUAAACAAGUGUGUGAGAAGCUGGCUAAUAUCGUAGUUCCCAAGUUAUUACUGAGUGCAACAGUAACUGGUAAGCUAGAGGCUGAACUGAAAACGAUUUUCAGUGCUUUAAUAAGGUGGUUGUAUCCCUUUAUUAAAUCAUUUUACAAAAUUUCUUCAAAAUUUUGGUUUAGUGUGUUUUAUAUAUUUUAUAUAUUGUACUUUCAGAAUUUAUAGUUAUUUUUAUGAAAUUUUAUUUUUUAAAUGCGAAAAAUGCUUUUAAAGUGGUCAUGAUCAAUAAUUUUCUCCCUAGCAACACCUUAGCAACGAGUUUUUAUCCAAAAUUGACAUGAAUUAUUAAAAAACCGAGUCUUUUGUAGUUUCUACUUUUGAUGUAUGCUUUUUAAGGUCCUUCUUGUUAGCUGCAAUUUGAUUGGUUCAUUUUGCAUGUACGUGGCAACCCCUUUUUUCAUAGCAACUUCGCGGUCAUUCGCAAAGCUCUGGCUGUAAACAUAGCGUCGAAAAUCUUUGUUAUUUCUGAUUAUUUAGACGAAAAUUACCGUUCUUUGUUGAAUAUUAGUAUCGUUCUGUUAUUUUGUUUGUGAUUACCGAUAAAAAUAUUGGAAAUAAUCGAAAUAGAAAGAGAAAAAAGGCAAGAAAUUCACCGUCAAAGAAGGCCACGAAAUUCAAGAUGGCGGCGAACCAUGAUGAUCAAAACCCUAGGCCAUCUAAGAUGAAAAUAGACGAUGUAAGUGUAAAGUUUGGCUACAAUUCUGGUCAUACUGUUAAAGCAGGUACUAUAUUUAUGGACUUGUUAGUUCUGUUUGGCGUUUUUAAUCAAGUCCUGAAAUCAUUGCCUUGAGUGUGGGAACAACAUGACUUCCCAUGUUGACGUGAAAAAGAAUAGCUUCUCCCAUUACAUUGUCAUGCAAUGUUAUAACAUGGAGUGUGAAUGGAAAUUCUGCUUCCAUACUUCACAACAACAAGGGGCCAUCAUAUGAAGUUAAUAUGGGAGCAGUCCUUGGCCUCCUGGCAUUCAGAGAAAUUGGUCGAGGCCAUAAUACUAUGGUAACAUUCACCAAAGUAUGACAAAGUCAUAAACAUGCCAUCAUGGAAUCACCAUAAAUCAGCUGGAACUUUACAAAAAUGCUAAACAAGCUGCUGCCUGUUGUGAAACAGUUGGCAAAUGACAGCAUGCUAAACAAUGCCAUGAUUAUAAUUGUUUUUGUUUGUGGAAACACCACGUAAAUUUAUUGCUGCAAAGCUUUCGAUCCGUAAGCCCGGAUCUUCAUCAGUGCUAAUAAUAUGUGACUUGUUUAAUUCACACGCUCUUUUUAUAUACAAGAGUGUCGUGAUCUGUUGGCUCGCGUCAUUUGAAAUUUAAUUAAACGGCACAUCAACCACGUCAUUUCAAACGUAGUGAAGUGAUUCCAAUUAACGCGCGCGCAUCCAAGACAAGAGAAAUUAAUUUUGCACAUUAAAGAGAGCACGCCACGUACUAUCUAGUGGCUUUCCCUCCUGAUCUAUAGUAUUGUGCUUCUCGAUUUCAAUUGACUCUCUCAGUUUGCGAGAGAACUUAUGACUAUCAAUCGCCAAAAUGGUUGCUUCGUCCCAUUUUAUACGAUGGCCGUAGGUGGUUGAUGUGCCGUUUAAUUAAAUUUCAAAUGACGCGAGCCAACAGAUCACGACACUCUUGUAUAUAAAAAGAGCGUGUGAAUUAAACAAGUCACAUAUUAUUAGCACUGAUGAAGAUCCGGGCUUACGGAUCGAAAGCUUUGCAGUAAUAAAUUUACGUGGUGUUUCCACAAACAAAAACAAUUAUAUUUUAUCGCCAUGCAAAUAUUCAAAGAACUUAAUGCCAUGAUUGUUAAAGAGACUUGUGGAAAUGACAAAGGCGGAUGUGGAAUUUCCCUUGAUGGAACUUGGCAAAGACAAGACCAUGUGUCGCACAAUGGUGUUGUUUCCGCCAUCAUUAGAUACCAAGAAAUGCCUUAAUGAACAUGAAAUACUGUCAGAUAAAUGUCAGAAAUGGCAAAAGAAAGAAAACAACCCAAAAUAUCAAGAGUGGAAAGCUAGUUGCCACUGUAAGAUCAACCAUGCUGGACAUGCCAAUAGUUUAUGAUGAAUCACAAAUUACAUUCUCACCAAAAGAAAGCAGAGAAACAAUUAAUGGUAGAUGAAAAACAAUAGGGCAUCUGAGAAAAAGUAUAUAGAUGAGGCUGAAGAGAAAGUAGGUAUUGUGUAUGAAGUAGGGGGCUUCUGAAGUUUUAUAAGGUACAUUAACUGUAAAUGAAACUUUUAAAGUGGAUUUUCUCUUUUUGGCAAUUUGACAUGUGUCAGCAAUACUUGGACCUAUGUAAUUUUCUAGGUUUUUAUUAUAGAAGCUUGAUACUUUGCACAUCUAUAGUCCGUACCAUUGUUCAUUAUGUGACACUCUUCAAAUUGCAACAUUGUUCAUUAUUGAUGAAUUAUUAACAAAUUACAUCAUACAUAUUUAAAUUAAAAUAAUGCAAAAUUCCAUUUUUGGCUCUAAAAUUUUUUAUUAAUGAAUUCUGGAAAAAAAUGAAGAGUGUCACAUAAUAGAUGAGGUCCUAAGCUUUUAAAAAAUAUAUCACUCGUUAAAUUUGGGUAAUUGGUUAAUGAGAGAUGAAGUUUGCGACGCUAGGCAAUUAUAUAUGGCCUAAUUAAGAGCCGCCAUAUUGGAUAAUUAGUGCAAUUAGUGACCUUGUUAAUUUUUUUUCAUAGUUCAUUUUACAUGACCUAACCCUUUCAGAAAAUGAUAUUUUCACUUUGUUAUUUUUAAAAAUAAAAAAAAUGGUUUGAAGGGAUGCAACUACCUAACUGUUCUGAGAACAUCAGUUUUUCGGGAAAACCUUUUCUUAGAAGUGAAAGAACGAACAAACAAAUUUUAUGAUGAAGUGAAGGAUUUUAUUUUGGAACAUAAAAAUGAAAGUGGGAUUAUAUAUUGUGUUUUGCCAAAAGAUGUUGCAACAGUUCAUGCGGAACUUUUGAAAAGGGGAGUGCAAUCUGUCAAAUAUCAUGGGCAGUUAUCUGAAGAUGUUCGAGUAAGUAACCAUAUCAAAUGGUUCAACGAUGAGUGUCAUGUUAUUGUUGCAAAUUCCUCAUUUGGAAUGGGCAUUGACAAAAAAGAUGUCCGAUACAUUAUCCAUGCACGCAUGCCAACAAGCUUAGAGGAGUAUUAUCAACAAUGCGGACGUGCUGGUCGAGUUGAAUUGCCCUCGAAGUGUAUUUUAUUCUACAGUUAUGGUGACAAAAGAGAAGUGAUCAAGUUUCAACAUUGA
Paramuricea clavata is the source of this 8786-nucleotide messenger RNA. The record is from the annotation of a GenBank genome assembly. NCBI's taxonomy places the organism in Eukaryota, Metazoa, Cnidaria, Anthozoa, Malacalcyonacea, Plexauridae.